Molecule: messenger RNA, 2448 nt
Organism: Aspergillus saccharolyticus JOP 1030-1
Lineage: Eukaryota; Fungi; Ascomycota; Eurotiomycetes; Eurotiales; Aspergillaceae
Gene: vtc4
Product: putative vacuolar transporter chaperone (Vtc4)
Exons: 5
Coding region: 1-2448 (815 amino acids)
Biological process (GO): polyphosphate metabolic process; vacuole fusion, non-autophagic; vacuolar transport
Cellular component (GO): fungal-type vacuole membrane; vacuolar transporter chaperone complex
Source: RefSeq, a predicted model, not a curated record
AUGCGGUUCGGGGAACACCUCCGAUCGUCAAUGAUCAAGGAGUACUACUGGUACUACAUCGCCUAUGAGGAGUUGAAGAAAGCCUUGAAGACCACAUACGUCACGGAGCCCAAUGCGGAAAAUGCCAGCCCCGAUCGUCAACCCUGGUCGGAAGACGACGAGAAGCAGUUUGUGACGCUGCUGGAAAGCGAACUUGACAAGGUCUUCAACUUCCAGCGCAUCAAGAGCGCCGAAAUCGCUCGUCGCAUUCAAGCGAGCGAGCUGGAAGUCAAUGAUGUCGUCUCGCGGCUUGAGAGUGCUACCAGUGCCCGCUCAGACAGUGUCUCUCACGCCCGAAUCAACCGGACUCCGCCCUCGGACGAGGAUUUCUUGGUGCUCGAGCAGGCCUUGAGCGAUAUCAUCGCCGAUGUACAUGAUCUCGCCAAAUUUACUCAAUUGAACUAUACCGGGUUCCAAAAGAUCAUCAAGAAGCAUGAUAAACAAACUGGGUGGCAUUUGAAGCCGGUCUUCGCUGCGCGCCUCAAUGCCAAGCCAUUCUUCAAUGAUAAUUAUGAUGCGCUCGUCGUCAAAUUGUCCAAGCUCUAUGAUCUGGUGCGCACCAAGGGUAACCCCGUAAAGGGCGAUUCCUCCGCCGGCGGUAGCCAGCAGAACUUCGUCCGCCAAACCACCAAGUAUUGGGUACAUCCUGACAACAUCACGGAACUGAAAUUGAUCAUUCUCAAGCACCUUCCCGUCUUGGUUUUCAACCCCAGCAAAGAAUUCGAAGAAAAGGAUGCUGCCAUUUCCUCCAUUUACUAUGACAACACGGAUACCUGGGAGCUAUACCAAGGUCGACUGAAAAAGACGGAGGGCGCGGAGGCUAUCCGACUGCGUUGGUAUGGUGGCAUGGAGAGCGAUCAGAUCUUCGUGGAGCGCAAGACCCACCGCGAGGACUGGACGGGAGAGAAGUCCGUCAAGGCGCGUUUCUCACUCAAAGAGAAGCAUGUUAACGACUAUCUCGCUGGCCGCUUGACGGUGGAGUCUAUUUUUGAGAAGAUGCGCAGGGAAGGCAAGAAGAGUGAGGAGGAAAUUGCCAACCUUGAGCAAUUGGCAAGAGAAAUCCAGUAUCGAGUCAUUACGCGACGACUAGUACCAGUCACUCGAUCAUUCUAUCACCGCACCGCUUUCCAGCUUCCCGGAGAUGCUCGCGUGCGCAUUUCUCUCGAUACCGAGUUGACAAUGGUUCGAGAGGACAAUCUCGACGGUCGCCGCAGAGCUGGUGACAACUGGCGCCGCAUGGACAUCGGUGUAGACUACCCGUUUUCCCAGUUGCCUCCGGAGGACGUGGAACGGUUUCCCUAUGCGGUUCUGGAAGUCAAGCUGCAAACACAGGCCGGUCAGGAGCCGCCUCAAUGGAUCCGGGAGCUGACAGCUAGCCAUCUAGUUGAGGCCGUUCCCAAAUACAGCAAAUUCAUUCAUGGCACGGCCACGUUGUUCCCAGACCGCAUCAACCUCCUUCCUUUCUGGAUGCCGCAAAUGGACGUCGAUAUUCGCAAGCCGGCUACCCGCCAGUUCGGUAUCACGCGUCCGCUGGCCAGCACAUCAUUAUCCGCAACCGAAACACCGGAAGACGAGGUUUCGGAAGACGAGGAGGACACAGCUCAGUGGCCCAAUGGUGUGCAUAUUGCCGGGGCUACUGAUGCCGACCAUCAUGGACUCUUUGCACAGACCGAUGGCAAUGCCUUAGACAUCGAGGAACGCAUCGCCGCUCAACCUCUCCCCGGCGAUGAGGAUUAUCCAUUGUACGACUCGGACCAAGAAUCUUCGAUCGACUCGGAUGAAUUGGAAGAAGCUCGUCGGGUAGGAGGCACAUACUACUACAAGCAGCUAGCCAAAUAUUACGCCGACCACGCGGGCUCUAUCUUGAUCCAUGUCCUCAAGUCCCUAAUCCCCCGGCCCACACCCACCAGUCUCCCAGCGCCCGAGCAAACUGGAAUCGCCGUCAUCGGCAACAAGCGUACCGUCAAGCGCUUCCACGCCCCGAAGGGCAAACGCAUCCAUGUUCCCGUCCGCGUCGAACCAAAGGUCUACUUCGCCGCGGAGCGCACCUUCCUCUCCUGGCUCGAAUUCUCCAUCCUCCUCGGCACCAUCGCCGCCACCCUCCUCAACUUCGGCGACGACUCUAUCACCUUCGCCUCCUCGUGGGCCUUCACCAUCCUCGCAUCCGUAUCCCUUAUUUAUAGUCUGAUGUUGUACAUCUGGCGCGUCGACAAGAUCCGCAAGCGCCGCGACGUCAAGCGUGUCUACUACGAAAAAUGGGGCCCCACCGUCGUCGGCCUGGGGCUGGUGACGAUUGUCAUGGUCAAUUUCGGUCUGCGCAUCCGCCAGCAAGGGUUCUUGGCUCGGGAUGGCGGCGGCGGCGGAGGUGUUGACCUCGAUAUUCCCCCCCCACAUAACGGGGAGUUGUGA